AUGGGCUUUGCUGCUAAUGGUCGAACGGCGGAGGACAUCGCUGCAAAUGAGUACACCGGUCACCCUAGUCAGGCGGAUGAAGACCGAAUUACUCGUGGUAGAAAGGAAAUACUGAAGCUUCUCCGACAACAAAAUAAUGAAGUCUCCACGCGUAAUAAAGGAUACGAUCCUGUACUCGUCCGGUUCUAUGAAGAAAGCGGAAUGACCGAGGUGAAGGAGGAUUGUCCGUUGAUAGAAGAAGCAGCUAAGCAGAGCGGGAAAACUGUAGACCAAGUGAAGAACUUCAUCGGCAACUAUCGUAGGUUUAAGAGCGGCAGUAAGCAGAGCCUCUCCACAGACGACAUGGGGGCUGAGAACAUCACGGGAUAUCGUGAAGACUUAGGGAUGUCUGCAAAAACGGGUAAGGUGUAA
This is a messenger RNA of Branchiostoma belcheri (Belcher's lancelet), 411 nucleotides long. RefSeq lists its product as uncharacterized. The transcript has 4 exons. Lineage: Eukaryota; Metazoa; Chordata; Leptocardii; Amphioxiformes; Branchiostomatidae. The record is from RefSeq and is a predicted model, not a curated record. Bases 1 to 411 code for a protein of 136 amino acids.